CGUUCUGCUGACCACACCGUAGUUGAUCAUCACUAAUCUCACGGUAAACAUUUUUGUCGCAUUUUUGCUCCGCAGGAGAGUGACUGUUUCUUCAUUCUUAUUCUUAUUCUUAGUUAGAAUUUAAGUUUGUGUGCGCGGCCAAGAAACUCCAACGCAAUGUGCACAACUCGGUGGAUUCUGGGUGGACUUCUUGUGGCCAUUGCGAUCUCACUGGGAAAUGCGGAUGUAUCCCAUGUUGGUGAGUCAAGUUGGCAAAAAAAUAUAUAUAUCUUCCCGAUUCUUUUGGGCAAAGCUCUCAGUGUGGGGGAUUUUUUUCUGCCUUAAUAAAGUGAAAAAUUUACGAGAAUUCUUCAUAAGGAGGUGGGUUCGGUGUGCUGGCAAAAUCUUAUGAUUUUGCACACCAAUUUGCACUCUUGUGAUUUUUUUUCUUAUAAAUCCACGAGAGUUAUUAAUGCAAUUGACAUUGGACUUGAGGUGGCAAAGACAGAGUAAGAGCAUAAAAAUGUGGUCAUUUUUUUUUCAAAUUAAUAAAACCACAUCACCAAAAAAGGUGGGAGACACCUUACAGUGAAAAACACAUUUUUCUGGCUUCUUUUUUUAACUUCUUAAUCUUCCACAAGCCAUGGUUGAGCAAGAAACCGGAUUUUCUCGAAUGUGAUUUAUUUAAUGGUGAAGAAGAAAAAUUAUGUACAAUCGUGGAAGCAUCAUUGAAAAGAUGUUAAAAUAGUAUUUUAUGCGAAAACUAAUCACAAAAAUAUUUCCGAGUAUUUUUUUUUGAAGCGUCCUUGUUGUGGCGAGGAGAAAUUCCAGUAAAAAAAUGGAGAUAAUGCAAAACAAAAUAUUUUACUUGAGAGAUGACAUCGUGUGUGACCUCGGUGACCUUUUUUACCAAUUGCAUUCAUUAAUUUUCUCAAUAUAGCCGGGUGUUGAGUUAAAAAUCACAAGACUAAAAUUCCGCAGAAAUAAUAAAAAUCUUAUGACAUCCCAAUAAACAUUUUGUUGAGGCAAAUAAUUUUCCAACUCAAUUUUUCUUCAUUUAAUUGAGGGAAAAUUGUGCAGCAAUUGUGAGGGUUUAGAUUUGUUGCUUACGUGGAGAUUUUGCAUAAAAUAUUGUUUGUAGCGUCUUCGAGGACCUUUCACAGAUUUUUUUUAUUAGGUUUUAGAGUUCUGCUAAAAUAUUCAUCAACAAAAUUGAUCAAAUUUGGUUUUAUUAUUAAGUAAAGAGAGCUAUUCACACUUUGGGGGAAGAAAUAAUAACAAUAUAAGAGGAGUUUAUUAACCUCAAUUUAGUAAAUUUAAGGAAACUUUUCUUCAUUAAAUUUUUUUUUAAGUUUUAGAGUUCUACUAAAAUAUUCAUCAACAAGUUUGUGCAAAUGUGGCAAAAGAAAUAAAAUUGAUAAGAGUUAUUACUAAUUUAGUUAAUUUAAGAACAUUUUUUUUUUACUUUUAAAAGGUUUUAAAAUACUCAAAGCUUUCUUUAAACCUUCCUGUUGUCUAAAACUUUUUGAAUAUUGAAGGAAACGGCAAUGCAUUUAAUCGAUUAAGGCCAACAAAGUUAAUGAAUUUUCUGGAUUUAUUUUCAUAAAAUUAACAAAUGUUAGGAUGAUAAAGAAGGGAUAAAAUGAUUAAAUAGGAAUCAAUUUUAAGGAUAAAUCCUUAACUAUUUUUUCUUCAGGAAAUUUUAAUUCAUAGUGAUUCAGGUGGUUAAUUUUUUUUAUUCUAUAGUCCAACCUUAAAAACAAAAUAAAGAUAAAAUUUAUUAUUGUUUUAGUGAAAAUUUUAUUACGUUAUUAAUUGAAAAGAAAGCAUAAAAAUUCAGUUCACUUCUUUAUUUAGGUUUUUUCUUGACAUUUGGAGUAUGUUUAAUUCCUUCAUCAGGUCUACAAUUCUUUGGAAGGAAUAAUAAUUUAUUUAGGACUUGAAUAGGUUAGAUAAAAAUUAAUAAAAUAAUAAAAAGAUCUUCUUCAACAGCAAUUUUUUCUUAGGAAAUUAAUUAUCUGGAAAAAACUGCCCAAUAAUUGUCUCAAUUUGUUAUCACAAAUUGGCUCAAAAAUUGAGAUCAAUAUUUGCUCAAAUAAAUAUAUAAUUUAUUGCUUCGUAAACAAAUAGAAAUGUGAAUAUUUUCUGCUAAUAAUUUACUCUAUAAGAUUUGUCUCUCUGGAAGUUUCAUUGAAGAAAUUUUUGAGAGUCAAAUAGGAAGUGUUUGUGGCUGUGGCAUAAGUGUGAUACAUUCAGGGUCACCAAAAGACGUCAAUAAAAUAUAUAUUUUACGCCUAUCUUGAGACUUUAGAGGAAAAUUUAUUCCAUAUUUUUUUAAUUAGUUUGUAAUGUGAAAAUAAUUGCAUUUUGCCAUUGUUUUAAUCUCUUUCUCUGAUCUAUUUUAAAAAUCAACGUCUUCCCACUGUUUUACACGCGGCUUUUCUUUCGCGCGACUUGUUCACGUAACGAUUUGUAAUUUCCAGAGGGAGGGGGGCAAUUGAUGUCCCUCCCACAAUUUUUUUUAAAUUCAAUUUUGUAUUCAAUUGAUCGGCAAACGAGAGUGAAAACUGCGUAGAGAUUUUCCCACGCACUGCGAGAGCGAAAGGUUUUUCUUCUGAACUCGAGAAAUCCGGUUGAAUUAUUUUUUUUUCCUUUUGGAAUUUGAUGGGAUUUUUUUUCUUGCUUCUGGUAGUUUCAGGCAAUCAAACCCCUCUGACGGACAUCUGCCUGGGAUGCAUUUGUGAGGCAAUGUCAGGGUGCAAUAGGGCAGCAGCCUGCGAUGGUAACAUCUGUGGACUCUUCAAGAUCACCCACCCCUACUGGGUGGAUGCUGGGAAGCCAACACAGUCUGCUGAUUCUCCCGAAGCCACGGGAGCUUUUGCAAAUUGUGUUACAGAGCCCUUCUGUGCUGGACGCACCGUUCAGAAUUAUAUGAGUAAAUUCGGGCAGGAUUGCAAUAAAGAUGGCGUGGUGGAUUGUACGGACUACCUGUCUAUCCAUAUUCUCGGUGGCUACGGAUGCGGUGGGGAGAUUCCGGCUAAAUUUACAAAUGCCCUCAAUCAGUGCCUCUACCAAGCAAGCGCCUUCCAGAAUUCCUUUGGCAAAUAGACAAAGAAAUCAAGCAGAAAAAAGCUCCCUCCUCACAGAGCUUUCCACAUAAAAACUUCAUUUUCAGAGCCUUUUUGGAGAAAGAAAAAACAAUGAAAAUUCCUUCUGAAUCACUCGAAAUCUCAAGAGAUUAAAUGCCAUUUUUUCUUAUAGAA
This is a messenger RNA of Lutzomyia longipalpis, 3242 nucleotides long. RefSeq names its product lysozyme 2-like. Bases 2644 to 3087 code for a protein of 147 amino acids. The transcript is spliced from 3 exons. The record is from RefSeq and is a predicted model, not a curated record. Lineage: Eukaryota; Metazoa; Arthropoda; Insecta; Diptera; Psychodidae. Gene Ontology annotation, molecular function: lysozyme activity.